CGCGAUCGUCCCGGACGCAGUUUACACACUCGAGUACCGCCGGUAACGUCUAAAUAGUUCUUACUUAUACCUUGGCACACUUUCAUCCCUAACGGCACCGUGCAAUCAUCCCUGGGUUGCAGAAUAAGACAGCAUCUGCGCACCCCAACUGCGACGAGGCAAAUAUUUGAUUCUUGCAUUUGCAUCGCGAUGCGUAUCUCCGCGAAGCACCGAUACUGGGAUAAGUGCAAGGAGCAGAAUCAACUGGGUCAUGUUUUCCACCUUGAUUUAAGGUUACAGCAGUACCCGAUGAUUGAAAACCGGACCGGGCCACAGACGAUCGAGUUUCUGUCGAAGAGGAUCCUCGCCCUCGGAGCCGUGCAGGCGGGACAGUUCCUGGUGGAUUGCGAGACGUACAUGUCGGUGCCGCAGCUUGGCAUCCAAAGGACCGUGCACGUGCUGCACAAUUCCGAGCAACCAGCUUCGGUUUUCGCGAUCCUCGAGUCCGGCAACAAGGUGGUACCAUUGAUAGCAGACGGCCUGUUCGAUCUGCUGAUGUUGAAGAUGCCGACCAUCUACACCAGUAAGAAGCAGACGAAGAUCGAGUCGAAGGGGCCGCGGUUCGAGAUCGGCGACUUCUGCGUGAAAUUGGGCAGCGUGACGAUGAGCCAGAAUUUCAAAGGCGUCCUGGUGGAGGUCGAGUACAGACCGUGCGUGGUGCCGGGAAGCGCGUGGGAAUUGAUACGCGAGUUCCUGCAGGGAUUCCUGGGCUCGACCGUGUCGAAUCAGGCGCCCCAAUACCUCCAGAACCGAAUGAACGACAUUUAUCAGCCGUUGGACACGAUACACCAAUAUCUGGAGCACUUCGGCCAGUACAGGAAAGCCACGGGGGUGAUUUAAACGAGCAGCCGCGACGACGACGCUGUGACGGCCGUCCGGGCCGUUGGGACAUUAUUUAUUUUACUGCGACAUUAACGGAAAAAUCGAUCCGAGGCGAGCAAUCUCAAAGAGAUAGCUGAUUGGCCGAGUGCGUCGAUAUUUGUUACAUUAGAGUCCAGUUCGUAAUAUCGUUACCCCUCGGUGCACUGUCCGUUCGUUUUUAUUCCACUGUCGAAUGGAAUUUACGCGCAGCAGUGUUUCCCAGCAGAACAAUAUCGGAGCUACAAUCCGUGCGCAAAACCGAAGAAUCUGCUCCCGGAGCUAUCCGAAAUAUAAAAGUUCGUCAAAAAUUUUCAUAGUUUUGCAACCCAAUGUAAUUUAUACCUUUUCGCGAUCGUGUGUUCCACUGAAGGAGAAAAUGCCACAUUCAAGUGAAUAUUUCCUAAGGAGUGUAUAUUGGAGUAAUUAUUUUACUUGCUUUAAGUAAUAUUACUGACCUUUAUUUUCAAUGCAACUCAAUAUUGGACUAAAAAAAUCUUUAUGUCUCAAUAGUACAGACAAUAGUAAGUUAAAUAACUUAUGCCGCUAUGUUUCUAAGAUAUAAGUAGAAUUGCUGAUAUAAGGCUAUCUUAUAGCUUCCUUACAGCACAAAUAAUCAUAGUAAUUUCGUAUACUCGAGAGAAUUGACAUCAUUAUAUACUCAGAAAUAUUACUUGAUUGUAGCACACUGAAAGAAAAAAGUGUUACACGUCCACAAAUAAUAUUUACUUUAACCAAGUAUAAAUAAUUACUCCAAUACUCCUCGGCAAAUAUUCACUCGAAUGUAGCACUUUUUUCCUUGAGCGUAUUUUUGAAGCAACUGUUUCCUGCAGCUCUUCAACGCGAUCUUUAUUUUUUAAUAUGAAUUUCAGACAAUCCAUGAGUAAGGAAAAUAAGUUCUGCCUUACGGGGGAUCUGUAAUCUUCCGCGACAUUUUUGUCGAAGUUACGUCUUCUACCUGGUUUUCGUGCGCAUUUUAUCUUGGAGCGCCUCUUUGCCGACAAUACUGGCAGGGUUUACGUAAUACAGCACGAUGUAUUGUCUGAAAAAUAAACGUACCAUCGAGGAAAUCCGAUAGCAACUAUCCGAACGACCGUGCGUAAUCGAUAAUGAACCGUCAUUGUGAGCCGCCGUAAUUACCUAUUAUUUGUAACGCGUUGCUUCUCACGCUCGUUAUUCGCCGUGAGCUUCACCGUGUAGCUGCGUUUAUAAUGGGACGGGUUUUUGUCGGUGGAAGUAAACGCGACGGGGAUCCCAUCUCGCUCGCCGGGUAAAACGAGUGAUUCGAUAUUUUCCGACACGCGGCCGAUGCAUCGUCAUCUUUCGAAAUUGUAUGUGUGUGUAUGGGUGCUUACAUGCUUGUGUAAUUGAUACAUACACAUUCACAGCCAUGAUGACCCUGCUUUAGACGUCGUAUAUUUAUAUAUAGAUUAAGCUUUGAGGAUAUUUAGAUUAUUUUAAAAAAUUGCGUGUUGUUAGGAACUAAUGUAUAUAAUGAUGUAAAUUCUCUCGAGUAUACGAAAUUACUAUGAUUAUUUGUGCUGUAAGGAAGCUAUAAGAUAGCCUUACAUCAGCAAUUCUACUUAUAUCUUAGAAACAUAUAGCGGCAUAAGUUAUUUAAC
Messenger RNA from Dinoponera quadriceps, 2519 nucleotides. It is a transcript of the gene MED20, whose product is annotated as mediator of RNA polymerase II transcription subunit 20. Bases 190 to 879 code for a protein of 229 amino acids. Gene Ontology annotation, cellular component: mediator complex. The record is from RefSeq and is a predicted model, not a curated record. Gene Ontology annotation, biological process: regulation of transcription by RNA polymerase II. Gene Ontology annotation, molecular function: transcription coactivator activity. Lineage: Eukaryota; Metazoa; Arthropoda; Insecta; Hymenoptera; Formicidae. The transcript has 6 exons.